UUUUACUGAGACCACACAACGGAUUUGGACUUGACGCCGUUAGACAGUAACUGUAUUUUCAACCUCAUGAUCUCGUGUUUGUAGGAGUCGGUCUGGGCUUGUCUAUUUCUCAAUAAACGGUUCUCCGUUUUAACCACAGAGAAUUAGACACAUCGAGUUUCUGUCAUCUCACCUAUCUCUGGCGAGACAACUCGCAAUCUCGCCGGAGAUUCUGUUUCUUUGCCGUCUCCAUUGAUUCCGACAGAUAAUUCUAGCAAAAGAAAAGUUAAAAGGAGGGAGAGAGAGAAUAAUGAAGAUUGAAUAAUUAUAAUAAUAAUAAAUAGUAAAAUAAAUAAAUGGAGAAGUAAAGAAAGGAGGAGGUAGUGGUUAACGUGCAAUGCAGGGAAAAGAGAAGAAUCAAGUUAGGGUUUGGAGGAUCUUGCAAGGCACAGAUGCCAAGAUGAUAGCUUAUGCAAUCAAUUUUCCUUGCCUUAUGGCGUAAUUUAUUCCAGUGUCAACUCUGUUUAAAUUCCUUCUUCGCUUUGUCUCUCUUCGCUCUGAAUUUUCAUCCACUUUUAUAAUUUAAUAAAGAAUUUCCAUUACUGGAGCCGGAGGGAAAAGAGAUAUAUAAAGGUGUGCAUGCAGCAAUACACCGGCCGUAGAUGGAAUUGCAUUGAACUCCUGUUUUUUUCUCAUUUUGCGGUUUGUAGAUUUGGUUAGGUACCAUUAUCAAUGAUUAUGCCAUCUGAAACUAUGGAAUUACCGAGUUUUUUCUCAGGCGAUGAGAGGCAGGUUGGAUUUUGGAAGUCGGACACCAUGCCUGAUCACUAUGCCAGUGGGAAAUCAGUUGCUAUGUCAUCCCUAGAAAAUCUUGGAGCAGUGGAACGUCAGUCAGCAAAGUCAUUUGAGCUUCAUCAGUCUCUCUUAAUGAGGGAUCAAAAAUUGAAUCACAGCUUGGAUAGGCAUGCGGUGGGGUCAGAGAGAGCAGCGAGACAGUUCUCAACUUUGUUGAGACCUGUGAUCCAGGACCCAGGGACAAGAUCUAGUUUGAAUGUACAGCCAUCAACUUAUUAUCCUGAAGGUGGCAAAGUUGAUAUAAUGGCAAAUCAGUACGAGAAUAGUCUCUUCUCCAGCUCAUUAUCGGAGUUAUUUAGUAGAAAGUUGAGAUUAUCCUCAAACAAUGUUUUAUAUGGCCAUUCUGUGGAUACUGUUGCCUCGCACUUUGAGGAACAGGAACCUUUUGAAUCACUUGAAGAAGUUGAGGCUCAAACCAUCGGGAAUCUUCUCCCCAGUGAUGACGACUUGUUUAGUGGAAUGACUGAUAAGCUGGACAACACCAUCCAAUCUAAUGGCAGAGAUGAUGUGGAAGAGUUGGACUUUUUUAGCAGUGUUGGUGGAUUGGACUUGGGAGAUGAUGGUUCAACACCACAGAAUGAUACUGAUUUUGCUGGAGGAAUUUCUAAUGGUCAGCCAGGGACAGGGUCCAGUAAUGGAUCAAUAGCUGGAGAACAUCCUUAUGGUGAACAGCCUUCUAGGACCCUUUUCGUGAGAAACAUAAAUAGCAAUGUUGAAGAUUCUGAGUUAAGAGCCCUAUUUGAGCAAUAUGGAGAUAUCCGCUCACUUUACACAACCUGCAAGCAUCGUGGUUUUGUUAUGAUAUCCUAUUAUGAUAUUAGAGCUGCAAACAAUGCAAAGGAAGCACUCCAGGAUACACCACUUAGGCGUCGGAAACUUGACAUACAUUUUUCAAUCCCAAAGGAUAAUCCCUCGGAAAAAGAUACUAAUCAGGGAACUCUGGUUGCUUUCAACCUUGAUGCUUCCAUUUCUAAUGAUGAACUUCAUCAGAUUUUUGGUGUGCAUGGAGAAAUUAAGGAGAUUCGUGAAAUCCCAAACAGAAGUCAGCACAAAUUUAUCGAAUUUUAUGAUGUAAGAGCUGCAGAGAAUGCUCUUCGUGCAUUGAACAGGAGCCAUAUUGCAGGGAAGCAAAUUAAGCUCGAGCCAAGCCGUCCUGGGGGUCCAAGACGUUUGUUGCAACAGAUUCCUACUGCGUUGGAACAAGAUGAGUGUGGACCUUAUGUGAAACAGAACAGCCCUCCCAAUAAUUCAACUGCUGGAUUCCCUGGAGCAGUUUCACAUGGCACAAUUAUUUCCAAUGGCAUGGAUACUGAAACUAUGUUGGGGUUACCCUCUCCCACACAAGCCCGAUUUUUGGAAUCUGCAUUUCGCCAUGGAAUUUCAUCUAGUUUUCCUAAUAGCUUAUCCUCUCUUUUGAGAGCUGAAUCAACUGGCAAUCAAACUGGCCUUGCUGAACCUGCUCAGACACAGGGUCAUUUAAAAUUUGGUAUUCAAGGCUCACCAAAUUUUCAUCCUCAUUCACUUCCGGACUAUUAUGAUGGUUUAAAGAGUGUUGUGUGCUUCAAUUCUCCUGGAAGCAUGGCUGCAAACAUGAGUCCAAAGCCACAUGAAAGAGUCGACAACAGGCAGUUACACAAAAUCAGCUCAAAUGGGAACUCAAUUGAAUUCAAUGUUGGAGGUUUUGGAUCUGCUAAUGGAAGCCCUUCUCUUACUGGACAUCACUAUUCAUGGGGUAACUCCUAUGACUCACAUUCUCCAGGCAUGAUGUGGCUAAACUCACCAUCGUCUGCGAAUGGAAUUUCCAGGACUCAUCCCACAGCACAGCUACAUGUACCUCCUAGAGCACCACCUCCUGUUCUAAACUCUGUCUUACCUGUAACUAACCACCAUGUGGGAUCAGCCCCAACUGUCAAUGCUUCUCUUUGGCACAGGCGACAUGCUUAUGCAGGAGAAUCUCCUGAAAUUGGUUUUCAUCCAGGUUCUCUUGGGAGCUUGAGAAUUUCUAAUAAUUCCAUGCACUCUAUGGAACUUCUCUCUCCUAACAUGUUUCCUUGCGUUGCUGGAAACUAUAUCGACUUAUCAGUCCCCACUAAGAAUGUAGGAAUCCAAUCACACCAUCAGAGAUCUCCAAUUUUUCCUGGCAGGAGCCAAAUGAUUCCAAUGACCAACUCAUUCGAUUCUCCUAAUGAACGUGCUAGAAGCCGCAGAAAUGAAGGAAAUAUUAAUCAGACGGACAAGAAACUUUAUGAACUCGAUAUAUAUCGCAUCUUGCGAGGGGAAGACAACCGGACAACUCUUAUGAUAAAGAAUAUCCCUAACAAGUAUACUUCAAAAAUGCUUUUGGCUGCAAUUGAUGAACGCCAUAAAGGAACUUACGAUUUUAUUUAUCUUCCAAUUGAUUUCAAGAAUAAAUGCAAUGUGGGGUAUGCAUUCAUCAAUAUGACUGACCCAAAACAGAUAGUUCCAUUCUAUCAGGCAUUUAAUGGAAAGAAAUGGGAGAAGUUCAAUAGUGAAAAGGUAGCAUCACUUGCAUAUGCCCGCAUACAAGGAAAAGCUGCUCUUAUUGCACAUUUCCAGAAUUCAAGCUUGAUGAAUGAGGAUAAACGAUGCCGUCCCAUUCUCUUCAAUACUGAUGGUCCAAAUGCUGGUGAUCAGGUGCCCUUUCCAAUGGGGGUUAAUGUUCGAACUAGACCUGGAAAACCUAAAUCCGUCACCCAUGAGGAGAACCAUGUAGGAGGCACACCAAAUUUGGCAAAUAAGGAGUCUUCAAAUGGGGAUGCUUCUUCAGGUACUGGCAAGGAGUCUGACUAAGAAGCCACUUAUUUUUGCUGGCACUAACCUCUUAGGACUGAGUAAUUUAAAUUGGUGCUUCCCAAAGUCUUUGAUUAAAUAUAAUGGGGUGGGAGAUUGAAAAAGCUAUACAUUCUUUUGGCAUUUGAGAAGUCUUACAUUUUUAUGGAAAACAAAGCAUAGCCACAUCAAAAGUGGUUGUCUGAUAUCCUUGAGUUUUCUUUAAUUUCGGAAACUGUUAGAAGAAGCCUCAGGUGAAGCUUCAAAAUUUUGGAUGUUCUUGAGAGUAACAUAUAUAAAAUAGAUGUACAGGAGUUUCUGAGCAAUGGAGGAAUCUUCAACUGAGGUUCUGGAGGCCUCUCUAACACAACUUUUUCUAGCACUUCUCUUUUUUCUAUUUGUUCUAUUAUUGUGAGGGUCUCAGACUAUAAGUAUUUGCUGAGAUGUACAAGCCAGUGAGUGAUGAACUGAUGAUGCCGUGUAUCAUUAUUCCUUCUUAAGAAACGUGCAGUCUCCAUAACUUUCAAAUUACAUCCAUGAUCUAUUUUUAAUUGGA
Molecule: messenger RNA, 4180 nt
Organism: Ricinus communis (castor bean)
Lineage: Eukaryota; Viridiplantae; Streptophyta; Magnoliopsida; Malpighiales; Euphorbiaceae
Product: protein MEI2-like 4
Exons: 15
Coding region: 712-3645 (977 amino acids)
Molecular function (GO): RNA binding
Source: RefSeq, a predicted model, not a curated record